Molecule: messenger RNA, 814 nt
Organism: Tinamus guttatus (white-throated tinamou)
Lineage: Eukaryota; Metazoa; Chordata; Aves; Tinamiformes; Tinamidae
Source: RefSeq, a predicted model, not a curated record
UUUGCAGAUACUAAAAUGGACCGUAAAGACAAGUUGUUUGUAAUUAAUGAGGUGUGUGAAAUAAAAAACUGCAAUAAAUGCAUCUUUUUUGAAGCGAAAAAGAAACAGGAUCUGUACAUGUGGCUUUCAAAUGCGCCCCAGGGACCGUCAGCCAAGUUCUUAGUGCAAAACAUUCACACACUGGCUGAGUUGAAGAUGACUGGAAACUGCUUAAGGGGCUCACGGCCCCUUUUGUCUUUUGAUCCAACGUUUGACAAGGAGCCACACUACGCCUUGUUAAAAGAGUUGUUUAUUCAGAUAUUUAGUACACCGCAGUAUCACCCCAAGAGCCAACCCUUUGUAGACCAUGUAUUCACGUUCACCGUUACAGACAAGAGGAUCUGGUUUCGGAAUUAUCAGAUCAUAGAAGAGGAUGCCUCUCUAGUGGAAAUUGGGCCUCGUUUUGUUUUGAAUCUCAUCAAAAUCUUCCAGGGUAGCUUUGGAGGACCAACUCUGUAUGAAAAUCCCUAUUACCAGUCCCCAAAUACGCAUCGACGGCUCAUAAGAUUAUCGGUGGCUGCUAAAUUUAGAGAGAAACAGCAAGUGAAGGAAGCACAAAAGAUAAAGAAAAAUGAGAGUAGGAUGCUUGUUAAAGAUGACUUCACUGAAACUGUCUUUGAGACUCCAGCUGAAGAAAAGCCAGUGGAAGUACAGCUUGUGAAACCAGAACCAAAGGCAACUGUAAAAGAUAAGAGGAAGCCACGCAAAACUCAAAGGAAGAAGCAAAAAAAGCUUUUCAGAAUUGGAGCAUAAAUGUAACAAAUGCCAAAAUUAG